Molecule: messenger RNA, 3756 nt
Organism: Daldinia caldariorum
Lineage: Eukaryota; Fungi; Ascomycota; Sordariomycetes; Xylariales; Hypoxylaceae
Product: plasma-membrane proton-e
Exons: 4
Coding region: 457-3237 (926 amino acids)
Biological process (GO): regulation of intracellular pH; proton export across plasma membrane
Cellular component (GO): plasma membrane
Molecular function (GO): P-type proton-exporting transporter activity; ATP binding; ATP hydrolysis activity
Source: RefSeq, a predicted model, not a curated record
GUCAACGAAGGACCCCACUCUUCGGAAUUAGCGUUCUCUCACGUUACUCUGUUUCUCUCACUUUAUAAAGAAAUUCCUCUCCCACGUUGGACGCGACUUCUCUCUUUUUUUUUUCCUCCCCAUCACGUUGAAGACUUUCGGCUGCUCUGGCUUGUCAAUCCCCCCAAGGUCGUCCGUGGUGCCUUCCCGCCAAAUCUCCCCUCUUCCCCCCUCCCUUCUGAGUGAUCAGUUUGAACGUCGUCCACCUUACAUUUACGACCAUUCAUACCUCACCAUAAAAAAACAAACAUCGUCAAUUACCUAUCUUUCAACCUAAUCAGCAUUCCAGUCGGAUCCUAUUGUCGCCUAUCCUGGACUAAUAAUAAUAAUUAACCUGGACUCGGUCCUCAAUCACUUAUCUUAAUUCCACUUUGACAAUAAGCCUCGUCUUACUGCCAUAAACCAAAGCUCGCCACCAUGGCCGAGUCCAACGCCGCUGCGCCGGCACUGCACACCAAUAUCGAGUCGGGUAAUUUCGACGAGAAAGAGGCCCAUCGUGCCCAAGAUCCUACCGUUGCCAAGCCUGCUAAGGGUGAGGAAGAAGAAGAAGAUGAGGACAUUGAUGCCUUAAUCGAGGACCUCGAGUCGCAAGACGGUAAUGCCUUUGACGUCGAGGAAGAGGAAGAUGGACAGCCCGCUGGUACUGGUCGUGUUGUGCCGGAGGAGAUGCUCCAGACCGAUACCCGAGUUGGUCUGACAGAAGCUGAGGUUACAAACCGCCGCCGAAAAUAUGGUCUCAAUCAGAUGAAGGAGGAGAAGGAGAAUCUCAUCCUCAAGUUCUUUGGUUUCUUUAUUGGUCCUAUCCAGUUCGUCAUGGAGGCUGCUGCCGUCCUUGCCGCUGGUUUAGAAGAUUGGGUCGACUUUGGUGUCAUUUGUGCUCUGCUACUCCUCAACGCCUGUGUUGGUUUCAUUCAGGAAUUCCAGGCUGGUUCAAUUGUCGAUGAGUUGAAGAAGACUCUUGCCCUCAAGGCUGUUGUCCUCCGAGACGGAACUCUUAAAGAAGUUGAGGCUCCCCAAGUCGUUCCUGGUGAUAUCCUCCAGGUCGAAGAAGGUACCAUUAUCCCUGCUGAUGGCCGAAUCGUCACCGACGAUGCUUUCCUACAAGUCGACCAAUCUGCCAUUACCGGUGAAUCUCUCGCUGUUGACAAGCACAAGGGCGACCAGUGCUUUGCCUCUUCGGCCGUCAAGCGUGGUGAGGCCUUCAUGGUCAUUACCGCCACUGGUGAUAACACUUUCGUCGGUCGUGCCGCUGCCCUCGUGAACCAGGCUUCUGCUGGUACUGGUCACUUCACUGAGGUUCUUAACGGUAUUGGAACUGUGCUUUUGAUUCUCGUCGUCUUCACUCUCUUGGUUGUCUGGGUCUCCUCUUUCUACCGAUCCAACCCUAUUGUUGACAUCCUCCGAUUCACCCUUGCCAUUACCAUUGUUGGUGUCCCCGUCGGUCUUCCUGCCGUCGUCACCACUACCAUGGCUGUCGGUGCCGCUUAUCUUGCCAAGAAGAAGGCUAUCGUCCAGAAGCUUUCCGCCAUUGAGUCCCUGGCCGGUGUGGAGAUUCUCUGCUCCGACAAGACUGGUACUUUGACCAAGAACAAGCUGUCUCUCUCUGAGCCCUACACUGUCGCCGGUGUUGACCCCGAGGAUCUCAUGCUUACUGCCUGUCUCGCUGCCAGCCGCAAGAAGAAGGGUAUUGACGCUAUCGACAAGGCUUUCCUCAAGUCUCUCAAGUACUACCCCCGUGCCAAGAGUGUCCUCUCCAAGUACAUCGUCAAGGAGUUCUUCCCCUUCGACCCUGUCUCCAAGAAGGUUACCGCUGUUGUCGAGUCCCCUCAAGGUGAACGCAUUACCUGUGUCAAGGGUGCCCCUCUUUUCGUUCUGAAGACUGUCGAGGAAGACCACCCUAUCCCUGAGGAGAUUGACCAGGCCUACAAGAACAAGGUCGCUGAAUUCGCUACUCGUGGUUUCCGUUCUCUUGGUGUUGCCCGCAAGCGUGGUGAGGGUGCCUGGGAGAUCCUUGGUAUAAUGCCUUGCUCUGACCCCCCUCGUCACGAUACUGCCCGCACUAUCAACGAAGCCAAACGCCUUGGUCUUUCCAUUAAGAUGCUUACUGGUGACGCUGUCGGUAUUGCCCGUGAAACUUCCCGUCAACUUGGUCUCGGCACCAACGUGUACAAUGCUGAGCGCCUUGGUCUCGGUGGCGGUGGUGACAUGCCUGGUUCCGAGGUUUACGAUUUCGUCGAGGCUGCCGAUGGUUUUGCUGAGGUUUUCCCCCAACACAAGUACAACGUCGUCGAGAUUCUACAGCAGCGUGGUUACCUUGUUGCCAUGACUGGUGAUGGUGUGAACGAUGCCCCCUCAUUGAAGAAGGCUGAUACUGGUAUUGCUGUCGAGGGUGCCUCCGACGCUGCCCGAUCUGCUGCCGAUAUCGUCUUCCUUGCGCCCGGUCUAGGUGCCAUCAUUGAUGCUCUCAAGACUUCCCGCCAAAUCUUCCACCGUAUGUACGCCUACGUCGUAUACCGUAUCGCCCUUUCUCUUCACUUGGAGAUUUACCUCGGUCUGUGGAUCGCAAUUUUGAACCGGUCCCUCAAUAUUGAGCUUGUUGUCUUUAUUGCCAUCUUCGCCGAUGUUGCCACUCUUGCUAUUGCCUAUGACAAUGCCCCCUACUCUAUGAGCCCUGUCAAGUGGAAUCUGCCCAAGCUUUGGGGUAUGUCCGUCCUCCUCGGUGUCGUCCUUGCCGUCGGUACCUGGAUUACUGUCACUACCAUGUACGCCCAGGGUGAGAACGGUGGUAUUGUUCAGAACAACGGUAACAUGGACGAGGUUCUCUUCCUUGAGAUCUCUCUUACUGAGAACUGGCUGAUCUUCAUUACCCGUGCCAAUGGUCCUUUCUGGUCUUCCAUCCCCUCGUGGCAGUUGACUGGUGCCAUUUUCAUCGUCGAUAUCCUCGCCACUUGCUUCACCAUCUGGGGUUUCUUCGAAAACGGAGCGUUGACUCACAUCGUCGCCGUCGUCCGUAUUUGGAUCUUCUCCUUCGGUGUGUUCUGCAUCAUGGGUGGUGUUUACUACAUCCUCCAGGACAGCGUUGGAUUCGACAACCUCAUGCACGGCAAGUCCCCCAAGGGCAGCCAAAAGCAGAGAUCGCUCGAAGACUUCGUCGUCUCUCUCCAACGUGUCUCUACCCAGCACGAGAAAUCUCAAUAGGUGGUUUCCUGAUGAAGUGGGCUCGCCGCUCGUUUUGCGGUGGUCAGUCGGGAAGGCUCCUAAUUGGUGUUACAUACUCUUGCCUUCGGUGUAUAAGUUAGAUAUAUCCCGCAUAGGCACAGUUGUUCACUUCAUUUCCUUCUUGUAAACUGAAAUACCACGGCGUAUAGGCCAUCGGUUACGUCAUACCCAUGUCUGUUAGACUUAAUUACGAAUGAAAGAAAUACAAAAUAUAAAAAUAAGGUGGCAGUCUUGAUGAAGGUGAAAUGUUGUGUAUUCUAAAGGUUUUUACGCCGUUAGCAUGGCUGUCGAUUCUGAAAGUUCUUUUAAGCUCGUAAAGUUUGACGGUUGUAAUUUUUCCAUCCUGGAAUAUCCUUGUUUCUGAUAAGCUGUGUUAACCCCUUUCUCUACCCGCAUAGCCUCGAUUAGUUUUAUAGUGUUAUGCUAAUGUCGGGGGGAAACGUCUUCCUAGCUAGAUAUCUGUACCGAGGUAGUUAAAUAUUUCCAAUUCUCACUUCA